AUUCCCCUGCCAUACUUCCACAAAAGGGGGUAAAAUAACCUUUUGCAAGUACCUCCCUGACAGCCUCUUUCUCUCUCUAGAACUACAAGCAUCUCCCUAUCUGCCUCUAGAAAAUAUUUCUAUGAUUUUCAAUUUCGUUGCGCACUCGGACCGGUAAAUCCACUCACUUUUGCUCCGAUUACGGAUCGUUAACCUUACGCCGGUGCAGGUUAGAAAUCCCGACCACACUGAAGUUCUUCAAAAUUCAAAACCCACGCUUAAACAACAACGUUUGGCGCUCACCUCCUUCCGGCUGCCGGCCGAUCCUGUUACCCAAAACGUUGGUGUUAGAAGUGCGCGCGAUUGCAAAACCUUCCCACUCCUGAACAUCUCUGCUUGACCUGAUAUAGAUUUUUGCAUAUAUUCUUCCACAUACACGGAGGGCUUUAAUAAAUUUCAUCCCUCACCAUUCCAAUCACUUGCCUCAUUUGGUAAGAGGAGUGCCAGAGAAGCUUUUUUGUAUUAGAUGGUAUGGCCUUUUACAGGAAUUAUUCGAAUGAAACAGUUGAAUUUGAGGAGAGAAUACCCGCGCAAGGAUGCAUAGAUAAUGGAUUUUCCAAAAUUGAGGAGGUAGAGGCUACAUCAAGCUACAAUGAUGAUGUCAGUAGAUUGCAAGAUCGUGUUUCUGAAGAUGCUCAGAGGAUAGGGGAUGGGCAACCAUCUAUGAGAAGCGCACCUGUAGUCGGACAGUGGGCCUCAAGCUAUUGGAGGGAUUCUCAACAAAUGCACGACAAUGACAUGUCUGAGUUAAGGGAUGAUGCAAAGAGUGGUUCUGAUUAUAAAAAUGAGGAAGAAUCUGAAGAUGAGUCAUUUGAUGGUAGGGAUGAUAGAUUGGAUUCAGAAGACUAUGGUCAACAUACGGAAACAAGAAAGGGUGCAUGUGUUCCUGCUGAUGAGAUGUUGUCUGAUGAGUAUUAUGAACAGGAUGGUCAUGAUCAGAGUGAUUCAUUACGUCACAGUGUCGCUAAUGAUUCUAGUGGCAAUAACACCAAGCUUCCAAAGCUUGGUGUUAUUGCUGCCAGAAAUAAUGCAUCAAGAAAGCUAAAAACUUCCAAAGCUUGCCAGUAUGAUGACGAUGAUGCUGAUUGUGGCGAGGAAGAAGAAGAAGAAGAUGAUCCAGAUGACAUGGAUUUUGAUCCUGACUAUGGAACUACAAGUGAUCACAAGGGAACAAAGGAUGAAGACUGGGAGGGUGAGGAUUCUGAUGAACCGAAUAAUAGUGAAGAUGAUCUGGAUAUUUUAAAUGAAGCUGAUUCCUAUUUAAAACAAAUAAGGGGCAAGCAACAAAUAAGGGGUGGUCGGAAUGCAAAAUCUACCAGGGAAUAUAAAUACAUUCCACCUUCAGCUCGGCGCAAAAGAGGCAGAACAUCAUUUGAAGAUCAAGAAUCUUCUGAACAUGAUUCUGAAGAUUGUAGUGAUGAAUGCUUUGGGAGUAUCUCUAGAAGAGGUGGAAAUUUACGCAAGAAAAACGGUGGUCGAUCCUUGACUGGAAGUGUUUCUGGUAGGAUCACUGAACAUCGAACAUCAGGGCGUCGAUCAGUCCGAAAAGUCUCCUAUGUCGAGAGUGAAGAAAGUGAAGAGCUUGAUGAAAUGAAAAAAAAGAAGUGCCAAAAGGAGGAGAUUGAAGAGGAAGAUAGCGAUUCAAUUGAAAAAGUAUUAUGGCAUCAACCAAAGGGCAUGGCAGAAGAAGCCAGGAUGAAUAAUAAAUCAACCCAUCCUAUGUUGUUAAGCCACUUGUUUGACUAUGAACCUGAUUGGAACGAAAUGGAAUUUUUGAUAAAAUGGAAAGGCCAGUCUCACCUGCAUUGUCAGUGGAAGCCAUUUUCUGAGCUACAAAAUCUUAGUGGGUUCAAAAAGGUUCUGAAUUACAUAAAGAAAGUGACUGAGGAUGUGAGGCAUCGAAAAACAGUAUCUCGUGAGGAGAUUGAAGUUAAUGAUGUGAGCAAGGAAAUGGACUUGGACAUCAUCAAACAAAAUAGUCAGGUCGAGAGAGUUAUUGCAGAUCGAAUUGGAAAAGACAGUUUCGAGAAUGUGGUGCCAGAGUAUUUAAUCAAGUGGCACGGGCUUUCUUAUGCGGAAGCAACUUGGGAGAAGGACACUGAUAUUGCAUUUGCUCAAGAUGCAAUUGAUGAAUACAAGGCUCGUGAGGCUGCCAUGAUGAUUCAAGGGAAAACCGUAGAUUUCCAGCGGAAAAAGAGCAAAGGUAGUUUGAGGAAGCUUGAUGAACAGCCCCAGUGGUUGAAAGGAGGAAAGCUCCGUGACUAUCAGCUUGAAGGUUUGAACUUUCUUGUUAACAGCUGGAGAAAUGACACAAAUGUCAUAUUAGCUGAUGAAAUGGGUCUGGGUAAAACUGUUCAGUCAGUUUCAAUGCUUGGUUUUCUUCAGAAUGCACAACAAAUUUAUGGUCCAUUUCUUGUUGUUGUACCAUUAUCAACUUUGUCCAAUUGGGCAAAAGAAUUCAAAAAAUGGUUACCUGAUAUGAAUGUUAUUGUAUAUGUUGGAACUCGUGCAAGCCGUGAGGUAUGCCAGCAAUAUGAGUUUUACAAUGAGAAGAAGGCUGGUAGGAGCAUAAGAUUCGAUGCUCUUUUAACUACAUAUGAAGUUUUGUUGAAGGACAAGGCAGUUUUGUCUAAAAUAAGGUGGAACUACUUUAUGGUUGACGAAGCCCAUAGGCUAAAAAACAGUGAGGCUUCUCUGUAUACGACACUAUUGGAAUUUAGCACCAAAAACAAGUUACUCAUUACUGGUACUCCUCUUCAAAAUAGUGUUGAAGAGCUAUGGGCUUUGCUUCACUUUCUUGAUCGUGAUAAGUUUAAGAGCAAGGAAGACUUCAUUCAAAAUUAUAAAAAUCUUAGCUCCUUCAAUGAAAAUGAGCUUGCUAAUCUUCACAAGGAACUACGGCCUCACAUUCUUCGUAGAGUCAUCAAGGAUGUUGAGAAGUCUUUGCCUCCUAAGAUUGAGCGAAUUCUUAGGGUUGAGAUGUCACCACUGCAGAAACAGUACUAUAAGUGGAUCUUGGAGCGCAACUUCCAUGAUUUGAAUAAAGGAGUGCGUGGCAAUCAGGUUUCACUUUUGAACAUUGUGGUUGAAUUGAAGAAGUGCUGCAACCAUCCAUUUCUCUUUGAAAGUGCAGACCAUGGUUACGGUGGGGAUGCCACCUUUUUUGGUAGCACUAAACUUGAAAGAGUCAUCUUAAGCAGUGGGAAGCUAGUUAUACUUGACAAGUUGCUUGAGAGAUUACAUGAAACAAAACACCGUGUUCUAAUAUUUUCUCAGAUGGUUCGGAUGUUGGACAUAUUGUCAGAGUAUCUAUCAUUGAAGGGCUUCCAAUAUCAGAGACUUGAUGGUAGUACUAAGGCUGAGUUACGUCAUCAGGCUAUGGACCAUUUUAAUGCUCCUGGCAGUGAAGAUUUCUGUUUUCUUCUUUCAACUCGUGCGGGUGGCUUGGGCAUAAAUCUUGCUACAGCAGAUACAGUUAUUAUAUUUGAUUCCGACUGGAACCCUCAAAAUGAUUUACAGGCUAUGAGCAGAGCUCACAGGAUAGGGCAACAAGAAGUCGUCAACAUUUACCGAUUUGUCACGAGUAAAAGUGUAGAGGAAGAUAUUUUAGAGCGUGCCAAGAAGAAGAUGGUUCUUGAUCAUCUGGUGAUACAAAAACUGAAUGCUGAAGGUAGAUUGGAGAAAAAAGAAUCCAAGAAAGGAACUGUCUUUGAUAAAAAUGAACUCUCCGCAAUCUUACGGUUUGGCGCAGAGGAACUUUUCAAAGAGGACAAAAAUGAUGAGGAGAGCAAGAAGGGGCUUCUUAGUAUGGACAUCGAUGAAAUUCUUGAACGGGCAGAGAAAGUAGAAGAUAAGGUAGCAGAUCAAGAGCAAGGGAAUGAGUUGCUCGGUGCUUUUAAGGUUGCAAACUUUUGCGGCGCUGAAGAUGAUUCUACUUUUUGGAGUCGGUGGAUAAAGCCUGAAGCAAUUGCUGAAGCUGAAGAUGCAUUGGCUCCUCGAGCUGCUCGAAAUAUUAAGAGUUACGCGGAAACUAACCCUAUGGCUGAAACAAAUAAGAGGAAAAAAAGGGGGUUGGAGACCCAGGAAAGAUUACCAAAGCGUCGAAAGGCAGAUUCUUGUUUCUCAGCUCCUGCGAUUGAGGGAGCUUCCUCUCAAGUAAGAGGAUGGUCGUAUGGAAACUUGUCAAAGAGGGAUGCCACACGUUUUUCUCGUGCGGUCAAGAAGUUCGGUAAUGAUAGCCAAAUUAGCUUAAUAGCAGCCGAAGUUGGUGGGGCUAUUGAGGCAGCUCCAAGUGACGCCCAGAUUGAACUUUUUGAUGCUCUCAUUGAUGGCAGUAGGGAGGCAAUAAAAGCAGAAAUUUUGGACUCAAAGGGCCCCCUGUUAGAUUUUUUCGGCAUCCCAGUCAAAGCUGAUGAACUUCUAAGUCGUGUUGAAGAGCUUCAACUUCUAGCCAAGCGCAUUAGUCGGUAUGGUGAUCCCAUAUCCCAAUUUCGAGCACUAGCUUAUCUUAAACCCGCUACAUGGUCUAAAGGUUGUGGCUGGAACCAGAAGGACGAUGCAAGGUUGCUUUUGGGAAUUCAUUAUCAUGGGUUUGGAAACUGGGAGAAGAUACGGCUGGAUGAGAAGCUUGGUCUUAUGAAAAAGAUCGCUCCUGCUGAACUUCAACAUCACGAGACUUUCUUACCCCGAGCUCCCCAGCUCAAGGAACGAGCUUCUCAACUUCUAGAGAUGGAAGUUGCUGCGGUUGGUGGCAAGACUCCUUGUGUAAAAGUUGGCCGCAAGGGUAACAAGAAGCAGGGCAGUGUUCCCAACAUCACUGUAGCUUCUCUUCAUCCAAAGGCUAAACAGGGGAAACCAGGCACCAAGGGCUUAGCUCAGAAGCCCCAGAAGGCUGAGCCGUUAGUUAAAGAAGAGGGCGAAAUGUCACAGGAUGAGGAAGUGUACAAACAAUUUAAGGAGGGAAAAUGGAUGGAAUGGUGUAAAGAUGUGAUGAUUGACGAGGAGAAUACACUCAACCGUCUCCAGAGACUGCAGACCACCAGUGCAGACCUUCCCAAGGAGAAGGUGCUAUCAAAGAUCCGAAAUUAUUUGCAGCUUCUUGGGCGAAGGAUUGAUCAAAUUGUUUAUGAAUAUGCACAGGAUACAUAUAAACAAGAAAGGAUGACGACACGAUUAUGGAAUUAUGUUUCAACGUUUUCAAAUUUAUCGGGUGAAAGACUUCAGCAGAUAUAUUCUAAGCUCAAGCAAGAGCAACAAGUAGCAGGAGUUGGACCUUCACACAUGAAUGGUUCUGCAUCUGGAUUCAUGAAUAAGGGGUUUGACACAGAGAAAUUUGAGGCGUGGAAGAGAAGGAAAAGAGCUGAAAAUGAUGCACAUAGACCCAUGGGUAUUGGGGUUCGUGUACCCGAACCAAACUCAUCUUCUGGGAUUUUAGGCGCCGCCCCUUCUUCUUCUGAUUAUAGUAAUAAUAAGCAUUUCAACAAUAAUGGCAGUAGGCCAUCUUCCAGAACGAAGCCCUUCCCACAAAGACAAGGCUUCUCAUCUGGUAUCAAAUAAACCUUUUACUGCCCACACAUGAAUGAUCCCUCCUAGAAGGCAAAUAUGGAGUCUUGUUUGGACUCCUGUGCUCGCUGGAGUUAUGUUGGCUGACGGAAAACAAUUUUUUGCCAAUUUUUUGGCCAUAGUUUCAACUGUUAUGAAGCUGUGCUAUCAAACAGAGGGUGGAACUUUCAAUUUCAUGGUGGAAACUGGAAUUUGGGAAGCCCCAAAACAUCUCUGCCAGAGACAGUGAAUGAAUUAUAUGAAACUUUCGGCAACAUAAAAGUUUAUUGUUCACUAUAUAUAUAUAUAUAUAUAUAUGUAUAUAUAUAUAUAUAUAUAUAUAUAUGCAAAUUACUAAUUCUUUUUUUUCCCUUUCUGGUAUAUAGUUGUUAGGAGUUCCCCUUAGUUCGUUAAAUGGUUCUUUGGGGGAAAAAGAUGAUGUAUUUGUUAUGCUUUGCACGAACUGUACAACAUGCAAUUUUGCUUAAUGAAUGUCGAGACAUUAUUCUUUGCCAUUUAUCACGGUAUUGACAAUAAACGGCAGCACUCAGUUUUGAAGGUACAGACGCUAGGAUUCAGCUCUGCUUAAUUUCAAAUCCUAAAUCCAGAAAGCUUCUUGAAAUCGGGUACUCUUUAAGGCCUUCACUGUUAUACUUCCUACCAGUUCAUAAUUAACGCGAGCAGCUCACGCGACAUGCGGCGUGGUGUUCACCCAUGAAGCAAGCCGAUGUAGCAGUGACAAGAAAGACCAUGCCAAGCCUUAGGUGGGAGGGACACCUCUACCAAGUACUCAAAGUAGUCAAACUUAUCAUCCAGUAAAAGAUACUUUCAGGCGAGCAGCUCACGCGACAUGCGGCGUGGUGUUCACCCAUGAAGCAAGCCGAUG
Cuscuta campestris is the source of this 6466-nucleotide messenger RNA. NCBI's taxonomy places the organism in Eukaryota, Viridiplantae, Streptophyta, Magnoliopsida, Solanales, Convolvulaceae. The record is from the annotation of a GenBank genome assembly.